Molecule: messenger RNA, 1161 nt
Organism: Closterium sp. Yama58-4
Lineage: Eukaryota; Viridiplantae; Streptophyta; Zygnematophyceae; Desmidiales; Closteriaceae
Source: the annotation of a GenBank genome assembly
AUGCGCUUUGGGCGCAUGAGCCGACACAUGGAGGAGCGAGGCAAGGAGGCGCUGGUGGAGGCACUGGAGCGGGAGCUGCUGCUGGGAGAGCGCAUCGAUAGUGAUGUUCGACAACAACUCAUACGCGGGCUGGCAGGCUCGCAGCUCAAUUUGCUCGGGCAGGCUUUAUUUGAUCAUAGCCGUCGUCAGCGAUCGUUGCUUCUGUUCAUCUUCUUUCUUUCUGAUCGUCGCCUUCGUUUUCCUGCUUCCAUGGCGAGACAUCUGAUCCUCGCUGCAGCUCUGCUGCUUCUGGCCGUCAGCUGGACAGCGGCUCCAGUUUCGGCUCACAGCGCCAACGAUCUUGCUAACGAUGCCUCGAAUGUCACGGUAACAGGCGGGAACACGAGCUGGUCCGUGACGGCUCUCAACAUCACUGGCGGAUGGAAGAUGCUUUCCGACAUGAAGGGAAGUGCCUUCCUUCCCACUAACGACGCUUGGUCGCAGGCUCGUGACGGGUAUCUCAAGCAGAGCGCGGUCGACCCGUCGGUUAAGGAGGCGUUGAACACCGUCGUCGAUACCAAGGCUAACGAAACCGCUUUGCUCGCCAUGUCGCAAGGCGCGUGGAACGUGUUUCACAACCUGGCGCACUACCACUUGGUGAUUGAUCGAGUCAACGCGACUUUCAUCAAGACAAAUUUGACCGGAAAUACGUACUACAGGCUGACGAGCCACAAGAACGAGCCCAUCUUCCUCUAUUACAACAACGUCACUGAUGUCAUCACAGUGACGGGCACUCAACCGGCCGGAGUCUCCCCGCUCGUCGUUCCCUCCACCGGCAACGACACGCACACUUCUCAUGCCGAGGUCCUGGCUGUCGCAGUUCCCCCCAAAGGACCCGCCGCUCCCGCUUCCACUCCUGCCCCCGCUCCCGUUAUCGCGCCUGUGCCUGCUGUCCCUGGGACUCCCACUGCCGUGGGUAAGGUUGUGAUUCCCGAUAUCAUCGACGAGCAUGGAUACGCCGUCCAUGGCAUCGACGCCGUGCUCUUCCCCGCCCAGACGAGUGUCCUCUUCGAUAAUGCCAGCAAGCCUGCUAACACCACUAAGUCAGGAACCACCAUCCCCGUGAUCCACGGGAUCUCAGCUCUUAGCAUGCUCAUCAGUUCCAUUGUGCUCCUGCUGUAG